CUUUCUCGCGAGAACCCGCAAGGCUUUCUGCUAAGUAACGGGAGGCACGACGCACGUCUACCCACAUGAGAGAAUAACUAACGCGAGGGCUUACAGUUUCGCGCAAAAACAAUCCCGCGUUACAAAGUGCAGAGUCGUCGUGUGUAUGGUUCAACUUGUGUCUCUGCAACUUGUGGAGCAGUUCUGGGAGUUCACGCGGGGUAAAAGCAGCAAACACGCACGCACUCGGGACGGGGAAAAGACGGUGACUUUGAAAAGUUGUUGGAAACCCGGUGUGAGACAAGAGGAGAACUAUUACAGGAUGAAUACAAACCCACGUAGGCGACACAUGUGAGUGCGCUGAGCUUGAAGACACAUGACCAGGCUCGUAUGGUUGGGUAGGCGUUUUCCUCUCUGUCUCGCUAGGGUUUCUCUUACCAACUCCUGCCAAAAGUGACGACGCGAUUAAAGAUGGCCUUUCACGUGAGUCUAACCAAUUUAGAAGACAACUCUUUAUUGCUGAACGAGGCGGAUCGCGUGGAUACGACAGACACCUGCGCGUGCCCGAGCACAGUGGAGCUCAGCAAGGCAGUGUCCGUGUCUCUCGGCUUGGAUCCCAUGUCUUCUCCUCCUCUAAACAACAACAACACAAACGGAAACGGAGGCAGCGGCAACAGUGUGGUUAGUGGCAUUGCUUUUAUUGAAUACUACGCGAGCGCGGAGAACGGCACUGACGACUCCCGCAAUAUGAACCAGGACGGUGUCAGACUGCUCCACAGAGACAGCAGCCAAAGAGAGGACGAGUUUGGGGAAGUUUGCCACGGCAUGCAGCAGGUGAGCUGUAUGGAUCUGCUGCGUUCGGCGGACGUGGACAGCGCGCACAGCUUUACGCGCGGCCCGGUUAUAACGAGAAACGUGGGUCGAGACUCAAACUUGUACAUGAACCCGGUACCGGAGCUCCCCGCUGCCCCACACCAGUCAGAUGGGAUGAUACCACUGAAACCAUACACUGCCACGACCGCGAACCCCGGCUUGUACAGGGACACAAUGAACGGCGUGUGGUGCCCAAACGAGCCCGUGUACUGCGAAGGAACCGACACCGAGCUGGCAGCGGCGGCCCCUUUACCAGCUGGACCGCACAAUGGGGUGUGUAAAUACUGUAACUGUGUGCGUGGAGCAAGACAAGAGUGCCGCUGCAUAUGGUACGGAGGCACCAAGCGCGAGCAGCAGGUUGGUAAAGGUGGCAUGCGCCCAGAGUAUGGCCAAGCGGAAAGUUACCAAAGUGUGGCAGCCCAAGGGCACGCAGCUUGCUCCAGCAUCAAAACCGAGCCAGCGAUAUGGGUGGAAUGUACAGAACGCGGCUUCAGGCAUGAAGACCUGUUCCCGGGCGUGUACCUCUCCGAUCGGCGCAUUUGUCAGGUUUGUGGGGACGACGCUUCCGGGUGUCACUAUGGAGCGGUUACAUGCGGCAGCUGUAAAGUCUUCUUCAAAAGGGCCGCUGCCGGUAAACAAAACCACUUGUGUGCGAGCAGAAACGACUGCACCAUCGACAAACUGCGACGGAAAAACUGUGCCUCCUGUCGACUUAAGAGAUGCUUCAUGUCUGGAAUGAGUCUGAAAGGUCGCAAGCUGAAGGGUGCAGGCCAGACUCGGAAUGGCGAGGAGGAGCUGAUAGGAGCGUCCCACUGGGGGGAGAGAGGAGAGAGGGCAGGUAGAAAAGACUUGGAGCCAAGGAGUAGCGCCGUAUCCAGGCCCCAAAAUGGCUUAGUUCAGCCCUCCUCCGUGUCCAUCCCUCCAUCCCUGCGCUCGUGCCUGUCCCUCCUGAGUGUACUACAGACCAUAGAGCCAGCCGUGGUGAACGCAGGACACGAUAACGCCCAGCCGGACAGUUCGUCGUCCCUCCUGACCAGCCUCAAUGAGCUCGGAGAGAGGCAGCUGGUUACCGUGGUGCGCUGGGCCAAGGCCAUACCAGGUUUCCGUGAUUUGCAUGUUGACGACCAGAUGACGGUGAUCCAGCUCUCGUGGAUGAACAUAAUGGUCUUUGCUUUGGGCUGGAGGUCCUACACUCUCACCAACAGCAACAUGCUCUACUUCGCCCCCGACCUGGUCUUCAACGACCAGCGGAUGCAGGUGUCCAGUAUGUAUGAGCACUGUGUCCGUAUGAGGGUGCUCUCUCAGCAGCUGUGUGUGCUCAAGGUCACUCAGGAGGAGUUCCUCUGUAUGAAGGCCCUGGUCCUCUUCAGCAUCUUGCCGAUCGAGGGCCUGAAGAGCCAGAGAUGUUUUGACGAGCUGAGGACCUCCUACAUUAAAGAGCUAGACCGCUUGGCCAGUCACCACGGAGAGACCACCCGCACGCAACGGCUGUUCCAGCUCACACAACUGCUCGACUACCUACAGGCCAUUGUGAAAAAGUUACAUCAGUUCACAUAUGACUUGUUCAUCGAGGCCCAGGCGCUGCAAACUCGUGUGAACUUCCCGGAGAUGAUAUCUGAGAUCGUCAGCGUCCACGUUCCCAAAAUCCUCUCUGGGAUGGUCAAGCCGAUCCUGUUCCACAACACGGCCUAAUGGAUACAUCUUUCACUUAACCUUAUCCAUCAGAAACGCCAGAUAUCCUUGGCUAAUAUCAACUGUGGUCAGCCUAAGUCACUACAUGUUAGCAUGAAGUGAAAUAAAUAAGCUUUUUCUACUAAAAGGUAAAUGGAGAGCACAGUAAAUUAUGAUUGUACAUUAUCAGAAGGCCAUUGAGCACAUACUUCCAAACUAUUGAAAUGUAAAAAUAUCUGCUCUUCUUAUCGCUGCUUUUUUGGGUGUACUAUUCCUGGAGUUCAAGUGCAAACUAAUUCGGUAGAGGUUGGGACAAUGUUUAAAAUAUUAAAGCUACAUUACACAGCUUUCUCUGGUAAAUGGGUAAAUUUUGUUAGGUAAGAGCAGUUCCUUGAGACAAAAUCAAACCACUGAGCAUUGUUGACUUUCUUGAUCGCUAACUAAGAAAGAUGCCUAUAGAUAGACAGAAACUUGACUAAUCCUGAAGGGAAUUUCUGAUCAUUAAAUAAAUAAAACACUAAAAUACUUAAGGGCCUAUAUUACCCUAUUUUCUGAUCUAUGUUAUAAUGUUCCCUCAUCAAAAAUUCUCACAUGUUUAACACGCAAAUCUUACAUGUUUAGACUGAGUUUUUCUCUCAAACAUAAAACUCUCUGUUCCACCUUGUGAUGUCAUGUGGUAAUACAGGAAAUGUUCCACUGUGUUUUUAACUCCAUACACCUUCACUAGAAUCACUUGGAUGAUUUCAGUGCUGGAAUUUCCAAUCUCUACUGAACUAAAGGUAAAAGGUAGCUGUUAACUUGAAACUUACCUCUUCAUGACAUCACAAGGUAGAACAGAGCAUUGGAGAUGCAGACAGACUAACAUGUGUGAAUGAAACAAA
Molecule: messenger RNA, 3404 nt
Organism: Boleophthalmus pectinirostris (great blue-spotted mudskipper)
Lineage: Eukaryota; Metazoa; Chordata; Actinopteri; Gobiiformes; Gobiidae
Product: androgen receptor-like
Exons: 9
Coding region: 451-2544 (697 amino acids)
Biological process (GO): male gonad development; regulation of DNA-templated transcription
Molecular function (GO): DNA-binding transcription factor activity; zinc ion binding; sequence-specific DNA binding
Source: RefSeq, a predicted model, not a curated record